AUGCCCAUCACCGAGGUCUGCAACGUCCGGGUCCUGCGGCUAGACCACGUCGCCGAGCAUGCCACGGUCAAGUUUGUCACCAGCCCGGGCAACAUUGUGCCGCUGGAAUCCAUCGCGGAUACGUCGAUCGACGGCAGCGGAUGCACGCUGAUGCCCGGGAUGAUUGACGCCAAGAUCGACGUGGGCGCCUCGCUGGACGCGUUCGACGCCUACGCCGCCUGCGGCAUCACCACCAUCAUCGACUCGAGCAGCUCGUCGGACGAGAGCCGGGCCAUGGACAUGGCCGCGGCAGACGACCCGGGCUUGCCGUCCUACCUCGCCACCGGAUCCGCCAUUGGGCCGCCGGACAAGCUUGUGAGCGUAAAAAACUACAGGGGGGUGCAGACGGUGGCGACGGCCGAUGAGGCGGCGCGGCUGGUGGAAUCCAAAAUCGUCUCGGAGCGGGCGGCCCUCGUCGCCAUCAUCGUCGACCAGCCCGGGCUGAGCGAGGACGUCAUCGCGGCGGCCGUCAAUGAGACGCACCGCCACGGCAGCCUGGCCAUUGCGUACGCGACCCAGUCGGGGGCGUACAGGACCGCCGUCGAGCUGGGCUUCGACGUCCUGACGCCCGUGGCCGUCGACGCCGCGCUGGACGCUGACGUCAUGGACAAGAUUGUGCAGAGGGGCAUCGGCGUCAUCCCCACCCUGUGCUUCCUCGAGAAGGCUGUGCCGUCCUGGCGACGGCGCGGCUUCGCCUGCGACUUUUCCGUGGCGGUCAAGACGGUGAGGGAUCUGCAUGCCGCCGGCGCCAAGAUAUGCACGGGGUCGUCAGCGAACCCGUCCGAGGAUACUUCCGUCAGGUUCGGCCGGGGACUGCAGGAAGAGCUGCGGCAGCUCACGCGGGCGGGCCUGUCCAACGCCGAGGUUGUCCGGGCGGCGACGUUGGAGCCGGCCUUGCUGUUCGGCCUGGACGACAGGGGCUCCAUCACCACGGGCAAGAGGGCGGAUUUGGUCCUGGUGGAGGGGGAUCCCCUGGAGGAUCUCGACGCCCUCUCCAAGAUCCAGUGCGUCUGGGUUCAGGGCAUCAAGGUGAACGAGUACACCUCGCGCGGCAAUGCGCUGGCGCAGCGCUACGGCGGGCUGCGAGAAUCCUACAAAUCCCUCAAGCAUGCCUUUACUAUUCUCUGCACCGGCUCCGAGCAAGAUGCCGUCAGCGCGCUCAAGGUCAUACGCGAGGCGCAAAAACAGGAGAGCCUCGCCUCUGUGCUCGCUCCCAACCCCCCCGGCUUCCAUAUCCCUCCUCCGCUCAUGAGGCAAAGAGCAGCCUGGAUGACGAGGGUUGCCUUGGAUAGGAAUCAACCAUCUCUUUAUUCAAUGAUGUUGACCGCGCAGCUAGGACACCAUCUCUUGCCGCUCUCAAACUGGACCUCAGUCGCCGCCGGUGACGCUUUGCUAACGCACUUGUUCAAGCUGUUCUUCACCUGGGACACAACGCUGACUCGACUGUUCCACCGCCGUCUACUCACCGAGAUCAUUGUCUACCGCCAGGUUGCCGAGAGGCUAUAUGAGAACCAGCUGGAUGCCCAGUUCUGCUCCGAGCUCCUGGUCAACUCCAUCCUGGCGUACGCUACGGCAUUAUUUUUUGAGCCCAUCCCCACGCUGAAUAGCGAGGACUUUGCCCGAGAAGCACACAGCCUGCUGGACGCUCACCAGGGAGACGUCACACUGUCAUUGCUCCAGGCUGUUGCCAUAAUGUCAACCUAUGAACAAGCCUUUGGAGACGGAAAAAAACUGGCAAGCCUGUGGUCGAGAUACCUGAUCCAUUUGCCCAUGGUUAACGCCCGCUUUCUACAAAGCCUGACGCCGGGACACUACGUGCGGCACACAAAGGCGCAGCAAGCGAUAUCGCUUGGACUCAGCGGACUGUACUGCUUCAACAUCAAGACUUGUGUCAUUGCAGCCACUAACGUGCCAAGGGGUUGGGCAGCGCAACUGCUUUCCACAGACGGCAAUGAGCCAUCCGACCUAGUACAAGUGGUUGAGCGGUUGUGGACUCCGUAUCCCAUCUCGAACCAACCGCAGAUAUCCUACGCUGCCGAAGCCCUCGUGGUUGAAUACACCUUGGUUCGCUUGGUGGCCGAAUGCCUGGACAUUGCUUACAGCAACAGGACUGCUCUAAUGCCCGACCAUAGUAGCGCCAAGAACAUAUAUAGUCGGCUACGCAAAUGGCACGAGCUGAAUGCUCAGAGGUUCCAAGGACAAGGUUCCGUCAUUCCGUCGUGGAUUGCUAUUCUGGUCCUCUACCACUGCGGUAGCAUACGUCUUCUCGAACCAUUCGUUUCUCUCCCGUUUAUCCAAUUCCGCGAUCACAUGAAUGCCGCUGUGCUCUGCCAAAUGCACAGCGAAGCCAUCAUCCUGGCACUCACGAGAAGCAAGGACGUCCUGUCGGCGCGGCAUGACUUUUGGCUGUCGUACGCCUGCAGCCUCGCUGUCAAACACUUGCUGCUGAGAAGCGAGGCCGCUGGGCCGGGCGAAGAUUACCUCUGGAGAGGCUGCGAGCUGCUUUACCUGGCUGGACAGUACAUUCCGGAGGCGAACCGAAUCAUGACGGACAUUGGCAAGAUUGCCGCCCGGAAGGGCCUAACCCUGUCAAAGAGAGUGUGGGGGCUUCUCCAGGCCAGUACCGUGAGCGUACGGAAUACCGUCAUUGGGAAUACGUCGUAUGUGAACCUGCUGGCGGGCAACCUGGGCCUGUCGCCAGCUGGUAGGAUCGUCUUUAAGCGCGGGAUUGAAACGAUUGAGUGA
Ustilaginoidea virens is the source of this 2784-nucleotide messenger RNA. RefSeq lists its product as uncharacterized. The transcript is spliced from 5 exons. Gene Ontology annotation, molecular function: hydrolase activity, acting on carbon-nitrogen (but not peptide) bonds. Bases 1 to 2784 code for a protein of 927 amino acids. NCBI's taxonomy places the organism in Eukaryota, Fungi, Ascomycota, Sordariomycetes, Hypocreales, Clavicipitaceae. The record is from RefSeq and is a predicted model, not a curated record.